Molecule: messenger RNA, 4423 nt
Organism: Linum trigynum
Lineage: Eukaryota; Viridiplantae; Streptophyta; Magnoliopsida; Malpighiales; Linaceae
Source: the annotation of a GenBank genome assembly
ACGAAAGCUCGAACGCCACCAUAAAAUCGACCCUACCCGGAGACUAUUCCGCCGCGAGAACAUCUUCUAGAAUGAACAUGCGAGACUAAAGAAUUCAAAUUAGCAGAAAAGCUGGAAGAGACGAUGGAAAAGGAGGAAAGAACAGGGAGGAAGAACGUAGAGAGACGGUAAUCCUCCAUCGUCGACCGCGAAAAUCUUCCCGACACCAACCACAGCAAGAACCCAUUCGACCCGUUCCUGUUCAAUCCCGAUCAGAACAAGUUGUCGAUGCUGACCUAUCUUCCCCAAAGCCAAAUUUCAAGAUCGAUUUUCUCCCCUAUUAAAACAUAGCAAACCAAAUAUUCCCCAAAUCACCCUCUCAAAUCUCCCCAAAUCUUCUCCUAGCUCAAACCCAGAUAUGUAGCCUAUGAAUCCAAUCCAUGCGACUGAAGAAUAAGACCAUUAAAUGCUGGCAGCCGAGGGGAGAAGAAGAGAAAACCAUCUUCCACCGGCUCCGGGAUGCUUCAAUGCCGAUGUAAGGAUCGUUCCUCAAUACGGGGAAAUAUGUGAAUCGAAGAAUCGUCUUCGAUUCGUCACGAUCCAGUUUCUAAAGUCCCAAUCUCUCCGGCGCGGACACGAGUCGAGAUUGUUUCCGCCCUCCUCGGGAAAUCGACCAUGGAGGCCUCCGAAAAGCUAACAGGGACCUAGAAGCCGUCCCACCUCAUCCACCUAGUCAACCUCCGGUAGCAGGUCGAGCCGCCACUCUCCGACAUUUCUCUUGGAAACCUCCUCUGGAUCUCGUCAACGAAACACGACUCGGAAACAGACCAUCCAUCCAAGCCCUCAGAGCUUGAAGGAGAAGAGAUCCAAUAGAGAAUGAGUUAAUAUUUGGGAGCGUGCUCGACCGUCGCGCUUAGUAGCAGGCAGAGAGUGCUCGACCGUGGAGAUCAGAAGAGUGUCGGAGGAUGAGGAGAACCGAGGAGCGGAAUCGCCGGGGAAGGGCCUGGGUGGGCGGAGGAGAUUUCUCAGUUCCAUAACUAAUUUUUUGUAUUAUUUUUAUUAUAGAAAUGAGGUGGAAUUGUAAAAGAUUAAAUAAUAUCAUUUUUUAAUCGCCACGUCAUUUACUUAACGGUCAGUUAUGAGAGUUGACUGCCACAUCAGACAAUAAUUACAGAGUUGGGCGGAGAGUGACCAAAUUUGAAAUGUUGAACUAAUUCCAAUGAUCGCGAAUGGAAUUAAAUAUUUGUAGUGACCAUACGUGAAUCUUUUUAGUAAAUUCGGUGAACAAGGUUGCUAUUAACCCAUUGUGUUUAUUAUCUACUCUCUAAGCGUUAUAUGCAUUUGUUGUCUUCCUAAAUCCAAGUUGUGUAAAGUUAAACAAGUGAAUAUAGAUGGGCAUACGACAACAAUAUGGACGUGAAUAUAAUUAUGAUAAAUUAUUAGUUAUUUUUGUGUAAUUGAAGAGAGUAGAUCCACCUUGUCCUUAGCUUCUUAUGAUAAGGGAACAAAAAGCGAUAUGCUUUAUGGGCAAAGGAAGAUCAUUUGCUUUUUCUAUUGUGGGGGAUAUUGAAAGCAGGAGAGCCACAUAUACCUAAAAAAAGGAAAGAGUGCCCAUUACAUAAAAUAGGCUUCGAAAGAGUGGAAGUGUGGGCACGUUAGGGAUAGAUUAAGAUUAAUUAAUCAAAUAGUUAAUUAACUUGGGGGUUUAAUUAUUGAAAGUUGGUGUCCGGGGGAUUUUAUUUUAUAUUUAUCAUUAGUCAGGAACGGAUCAGGAUUCAUUUAAGAUCUAAUAUUGGAUAAAAAGGGAAAUGCAUUGUUAAAAAAAUGACUAUUUAUUAGUCCAUUUUUUUAAUUUUUUUUUAUUAGUCAAACCUAUUUAAAUACUAAAAAUUAACUAAAUGUUAACUUUUCGUUAGCAAUUUUGUUAGUAAUAUUGAUUCGAUAACAGGGUAAUUGGCAUAAAAUGUCACAAACCUAUUCACUUUGUACAAAGCGGUCACAAACCUUUCUAUUUGAACCUAACUGAGUGUAGGAGUGAGAUUCAGGUAAAAAGGGGUCGAGGAGAAUGAGUAACAGGAACCGGACGGGGGCUUCAGAAAGAAAGAGGGAAGAGGUGGAGCUCAGAGAGUAACUUGUAGAGAGAAGUCUGUUCUUUUCGUAGAGAGAGAGUUUCCAAAAAUCCCAUCUCCUUCACCCACCGGAGUAAAUGCUCUAUUUAUAGGCUACAUGGUGGUGGGUGCGUUACCUGGUGACAUGACCAUUGACAUGUCAGAAGUCUAGACCAUACCUCUACCUAGGACAAGUACAUUUAGCAUUUUAUUAUACCUAAGACUAGGACUAGGACUGUGAUGUGACCACUCGAUGGGUGAGACGCGGCGUCGUUUUCCCACACUCGCUAACUUGGUCAACGCUGGACUCGAACGUCAUCGGUCGGUGCUCGGGCUGUCUUUGGUCGCGUCGGUGCUGGUGCGCGUGACGCUCUUGGUGGUGGAGUUGUCGCGUUUUGCCAGUGCUAGCGCGCCUUAUUCUCAUGUUGUUGGCACCGUCGCGCUUCGCCGGUGCUAGCACGCCCGAUCUUCGCGUUGAUGGUGUUGCCGUGCUUUACUGGUGCUAACGCGCCCGACUCUCAUGGUUGUGGGACCGGAGUGCUUCCUUGGCGCAGCGUGAUCCGAGUCACAUGCCCAACACUUUCAUUUUGUACGUUUUAGUAACAUACGUUUGAGAGAAUAACGAAAUGGUCAUUCCGUCUAUCACCAUCCAAAAAAUCGUUAGUUUGGUCCAGUCAUCACGCCACGUCACAUAAAAUUUUAGUAAAAAAUUAGUGUCCAACCUAAUUGAACCGGACAAUCCUGAUUCUAUACUCACCCACCUAAAAACCCUAAUUGAAGGGAGUGAUCGAGAGUAUAAUCCGUCUCCGACAUCAUCGUUGGUCGGGAAUGAUAGCGAUGGUUGCGGGGGAAGGGAGGAGGCAGAUGAGAAGGAGGUGGAGAUCUCGUUUAGAGGAAGGGCGUUGGAUGCUCUGGAACAAACCCUCCAUUUGCAUUUCGAUUGUAGGAAGCUUUUACCGUUCAAAACUUGUCUUUAUUUUGCUUGGAAACUUGUCUUUUCAUUCCAAUCGGGGGAGGGUUCUUGUUCAAAUUCACCCUCCUCUUCAGGUGAUGUGGCGGUGAUGUGGCGCGUUGACCGUUAGUCAAGACGUUUGACCGUCCAAGUUAACGAUCAAACGUCGGGUUUGGCCAAUUUAUUUAUUUUGAUGUAUAAUUUGGGCCAGAAUGUUAUAGAUCGAAAAGAUUGACCAGGAUGUUUAUUUUGGUCAAGCGUUGCGUCGGAUAAGCGCGUCACAGGAGGGAAAUCAAAAUAAACGAAAAGGGAGGCGUGUGGGUUUGGGCCUCUGGUGUAACAUUGCUCUGCUAUUCUCGAGAGUAACUGGCCUAUCGACAUGGCCCUGUAAGCUGGAGGAACAAAAAAACUUCUCUAGGAGUACAACGCGUGACAUUAGGGUGGACAACUGCUUCGGUAAAUUCUAAUUGAACCGAACUGAAAUCGAAUUAAACCGAACCAAAACCAAAAUAAUGCUAUUCAGUUUGAAAUUUGGAAGGAAAAUAUGAAUAGUUUGGAAACCAGGUUUAUUUUAAACGAAUUGAAUUUCUGAAUUUCCGAUCGAAAAAUCGAAUUACUAUAAUUGCAGGCUCCAAAUGGUGGAUUUUUAUGUUUGUACUUGGUUUGAGACUUAAAUAUUUGAAUCAUGUUAGUGUUUUAUGACUUAUGUGUUGAAUUGUUUGAUUUUAUCAUUGAUAAUGCAUAUUUAUUGUUUACAUUAGGGGUGAAAAAUAAUUUAAAAGGGAGAAGAUACAAGUAUUCUCACAAAUUCGGUUUUGUGUGAAAUUUUGAACUGAAUUGAAUUAUAAUUCGGUUUAAAUCGACCAAACCAAAUUAUAAUUUGGUUCGAGGUUUGGUGGAAUUCGGGGACCCGGUAUGUGUAAUUUCGGUUCGGUCGAAAUCGAACCGACCGAAUGCCCACCCCCUACAUGACAUGCACGUAAGAGAUGGCAACGAAUCCGAUCAGGAUGGAUAGUGUAAAUCUUAUCCUAUCUAAAAUAUUUCCAAUUUUAUUCAUAUUCAUACCCACAUAAGGUAGAAAUCAAAGUCAUGUUUAGGGGUGGGCAUGUGGGUGGGUAAUCCGCGGUUUGACAUCGACUCACCCGCAAAUAAACCAAACAGUAGUGAAUGGGUGAUUGAUGUGGGUGGAUUGUGAGUUGAUAAAUCUCCUACCCGCACUUAUCGGGUGGGUGAUGGGUGGGUCACGGGUCACCCAAAUGAUCUGCACCCUAUCUUUACAUGAAAAAUAGUUGUUUCUUAUUUAUACUAACGAAUAUUCAUCAUACUUCUCAACCGACACUAAACACUAACCAUCGAAUUCUAAAGAUAAAAAAUAAAGAAGAUU